AUGCGCGUCUUCUACCGCCUUGGCGCGCUCUGCAGCAGGUCCCCCGUGCUCAUGGCGCUCUCUGCGCUCGUCUGCAGCGCCGUACUGUGCCUCGGUCUGCUCAACAUGCAGCUACAGACGGAUCCGCAGGGGCUCUGGGUGCCUCCGAACAGUGUCGCGGCUCGGGAACAAACGCGCUUCGAUGAGCUUUUCGGACCUUUUUUCCGCAUCCAGCAGCUCAUUUUCUACGUUGAGAGUGACACAAAUGCCGACUCGGACUCCGAUUUGGUCCCUGCGACGUGUGACGCCAACCACGAUUUGGUCCAGCGGCGUUUCCUGUUGCAGAUGGCCAACGUGCAGAGCCAAAUCACAAACGCCGUCGUCUACAGCCAAGAUGAGGCCAAUGUGACGCUCACACUGGAGGAUUUCUGCUACCGACCCAUUAAAGGAAAAGGGUGUUUGAUCACCAGUCCAUUCCAGUACUGGCUGACCAAUUCCACUUUGCUUCAACAUGACCCGGACAUUAAGCUCACAACAGCCUGUCAGACCACAGAUCCGGUACUCAAGGAGCAUUCACCGUGCAUGGAUCAAAAUGGUGUACCAGUUAUGAGGAACGUGGUCUUUGGAGGGUUAUCGAGGGAUGAGUGUCACCAGAACCCAGACCCGUGUGGAGAAGCUACGCCUCGAGCCAAGGCUUUGAUGGUCACUUUUUUGCUGAAUAAUAACCCAGAGAACGAGACGUACACACGAUACGCUGAAUUAUGGGAGAAAGAAGUGUUUCUUAAGAUUGCGGAACAUGCAGCCGAGUCGUUGAAGCCGUCCAAAGGAAAUACUAGUGAUGAGUUUAUCUGGGACAGAGUGGAAGAUCAGGAGCUAGCAGAUGUUGGUGUCGAUGGUAUGAGACUCACGUACAUGGCGCAACGGUCGGUUGCGGACUCUUUGGUGGUGCAAACAAACCAGAACGCGUUCAUUGUGGCCGUGAGCUAUCUGGUCAUGUUCUUCUACGUCUCAGCAUCGCUGGGCAAGUUUUCCGACCCGGUACGAUCACGUUUUGGCCUUGGGUUGACAGGUAUUUUGAUAGUUCUGCUGUCUUUGGGUGCUGCUAUGGGUGUAAGCUGUGCGCUACUGCAGAUGGAGGUGACGAUGAUCACGUUGGAAGUUGUUCCGUUCUUGGUCCUUGCCAUUGGUGUGGAUAAUAUGUUUAUUUUAACCAACGAAUUUGACAGACUGGCAGCAUUGCGUGGCCUUGCAACGCUGGAUACAAGGCGAAACACACGUGAUCGGGCCGAAGACGAGUUGUUGAUGUUGAAGCAAGUUAUGGGAGAAACUAUGGUCAAUGUGGGUCCGUCGAUUGUUGUAGCAGCUGUGGCUGAAUCGUUGGCCUUCUUGGUGGGCGCGCUAACCCGCAUCCCGGCGCUUACGAGCUUCUGUGUUGUCGCUGCGUUGGCUGUCGCCGCUAACUUCAUGCUUCAGAUGACAUGGUUCGCCUCGGCACUCGUGCUGGAUGCACGUCGCGUGCGUGCUCGUCGGUAUGAUUUGUUCCCGUGGAUCAAGCAGAAAGUGAUAUUUACGCCGCCAAUGAGGGGUAAGAGAAGAGUUGAGUCGAAGGAUCACUACCAGUACGACUUACUUGUGGACGAUAGUGAUGCGGACGAGGGGAAUUUGGCGCGUCCAAGUAGCGCUGGCGUUGUUCAGCGGUUCGUGGAGAAGAAGUACAUCCCGUUCCUGUUACGCCGAUCCACGAAAGUUCUGGUGCUUGUGACUGCUCUUUCAGUACUGACACUCAGCGCUUUCGGCUCGUCAGAGUUGCCGCUAGGACUCGAGCAAGAACUUGCUGUGCCUACGGAUUUUUACCUCCACGAAUACUUCAAGAAGCAGACUGCACUGGGUGAGGCUGGACCUCCAGCUUAUGUUGUUCUGGACAGCAAUGUGGACUAUACAGAUGCGGACUUGCAGCGAGAUGUGAAUGUACUGUUAGAUGAGCUUUCUGGGCUUCGCCAGUACAUUGAUCUCCCUGUUUACUCGUGGCUACAUACGUUCAAUCAGUGGCGACAAAUGCGAUUCUUCCUUCAAGACAAGAUCGAUCAGGGACAGUGUGAUUGUCCUGUACAGCCAAUGGAUCCAUUCGCGUACGAGCUGGCAAACAUCGGGAUUGAAGAGCGAGAGGAUGUUUUCAUGGCCCCCGAGUACGGAUAUGGAGCUCUGAUGACGGCGAAUGUGACUCCCAAUGCGCUGUUUUAUCCACUAGUGAAGAACUUCACUGGCAUCUCAAUUGACUCGACUUGUUGUCAGCACUUUGGACUGUGUGGUGCGCAGUAUGAAGGCGACAUUAUCUUCAGUGAACCAAACGUUGGUGGCGACGGCAAAAUGUCCAUCAUUGGCUCUCGGAUGCGGUUCCAGCUGAAUGCUCUUCGCAACCAGUCGAUGUUUGUGAACUCGUAUUACUAUCUGCACGACGUGACAAAUCAAUGGAGUUCUGGUCGAGCUGCAACUGCAUUCCCCUACGCUCUUGUCUUCGUGUUCGAAGAACAGUACACUUACAUCCAGGGCGUGGCGUUGCAGAGUGUGCUACUGGCACUGGCUGUUGUGUUUGGAGCAGUGUUCGUGCUCAUGGACGGAAGCUUGCGAUUGACUACCGUGGUUACUCUGUGUGUGUUAUCGAUGGCUUUCUCCCAAUUGGGCUUCCUUUUCGUCUGGAAUCUACUUGCUGGACCGGGUGCUGAGACGUCUAUCAACGCUGUAUCGGUAGUGAACCUGCUUGCGUGUAUCGGACUUGGAGUUGAGUUCUGCGUGCACAUGGCUCACCAGUUUUCUUUCUCGAGGAGGCAUCAUCUUGGAACAACUGGCAACGACCACACUCGCUACGCUCUGACCAGUGUUGGUGCGUCAGUUUUCUCAGGUAUCACACUCACCAAGUUCUGCGGCAUUGGAGUGCUAGCGUUUGCACCGUCCAUGCUGUUCCGCGUGUAUUUCUUCCGGAUGUACUUUGGCAUUGUCGUGCUGGGUUGCUUCCACGGUCUUGUAUUGCUACCGGUUCUUCUUAGUAUAAUUGGUCAGCCUCAGAAGUACCCGAAUGAUCUCAGCUCAUUCCUGCUCUCAGAAGAACGCGAUGACGAGCUCGAGGACGAACUUAGUGCAUUCAAGUAG
Molecule: messenger RNA, 3126 nt
Organism: Phytophthora nicotianae INRA-310
Lineage: Eukaryota; Oomycota; Peronosporomycetes; Peronosporales; Peronosporaceae
Exons: 1
Coding region: 1-3126 (1041 amino acids)
Cellular component (GO): membrane
Source: RefSeq, a predicted model, not a curated record